CUGGUAGAAGAGCUAAAAAAUUACUAAAAUGCCACCAAAUCUAGGAGAAGAGGACACAAUUGAAAGGAUCAUAAAGGAUCCAAAAUCUGUUUCCUGGGAAACAUUCAAAGAAUUUGGAAUCGACCCUGUCUCCCUCAUCCCUCCGCGCCGAGACUAUGACUGGAGCGUCCACAGCAAGCUUCCUGUCCACUCAUACACUGGAGUCUCCUCCUUAUGGAGAACCAGGAAGACCUUUGUGCCUGCGAAAUACAAGAGUUUCUGCUCAAAUGUGUCCAGCACUGACCGUGAGAAUCUCUACAGCUCAUCUGUAAGAAACACUGACCAGGGUGACAAGUGGCAAGCCAACACUUCUGCAGAUGAUGAACUGAUUGUGUAUGACACUGAGGUGAUCUAUGUGAACUGCACCCCAGACAAUGUUGAAUCAGAAACCAAUGUCCGCUCAGAUAACGAAACGUUUUAUCAGAGCCCAGAAUCAGACAGCCAUCUGGAUGAUUCCGUGGACAACGCUUAUGAGCUUCUGGCCAGUUUCAAGCUCAAUGAUGCGGAAACAAUGUUCCUGAACGUGUUCAAAGACCUGGAUGAAACUUCUGAGGAAGGCAAACAGUCAACAGUGAAGGUGAUGAUGGGUCUGGCUGAGAUCUGCUUACGGAAAAGUCGUAUGACACGUGGGAAUCCAAUGGAGAGUCAGUGGCUGCAAGCGCACAACAUUGCACUUCUGCAGUAUGCUGUUCAGCUGUGCAGUGAAGCACUGCAGAGUGAGGGCAACAACCAAAUGAUCACCUGGUAUCAAGAGCAGCACAAUUGUGCGCUUAAAAAAAUGAAACCUGCAGAGGAGAACUUUGUUAAGUCCAUGUACACAUACAUCCAGAGUGACAAAGCUUCUCUUCAACGUCAGAUGUUCUUUUCACUCUCUGCACCCACAACGCCAACGGGAGAAUUCAACUUUCCCCUGAGCAGCACCCCACUUCAGCAUGUCUUCCCUGGGGUACAGUUCCAGAGGAAUGCCUCUGUGGAACACUUGUCAUCGGAAAAUAAUGCUUUUCCUGGGGGACUCCAAUGGAUGGUGAAAUUUCAAGAAUACUGCCAAGACCGUCUCCGAAGUAAGGAUUCAGCGCGAAUCGUGGAGCAGCUGUUUUCAUUGAACUCUGAAAUUUCUGACCUACUGAAUAAGGAUCCGGAGGAUUGUGAUAAAGACAAGGCUACUGCACAAUCCGAAACAAAACCUGAUGAAGGAUGUAAUGAUAUAACUCAAGAAUUAGACGUGCCAUCUGAACAGCAGUCUGAUGAAGGAUGCAAGGAUAAUGUUCAGGAAUCAGGAAUCAGAGAUGAGGCUGUAGAGCUUCAGACAGUGUCUCCUCUACAUGCCUGUACAGUGAGCCUCACCCUAGCCAAACUGAUAAGUAAACUUGCAGAAAAACUGGUCGGAGAAGGAGAAUGUGUGAAAGGGGAAGCCCUGUAUGAACAGAGCAGAGAAAUUCUAGAGUUCAUUCAGGAUGGAACAAAAGGUAUGGUGGUGCUGUAUGCCCAGACUGUCAAGAAACUAGGGAUGCUGAAGAUUAAACUAGGCGAUAUUAGCUCUGGCAUCCAACUGCUACAAACAGCCAUUCGCUCAUACAGGGAAGUGGGCGAUGAGGCCUCUAACGGAGACAUUGCCUUGGCGCUAGUAGAAAUUGGGGACAGUCAUACCAUUGAGAAAUGGGAUUCGGAGUCCAUAUUUGAUCAUGUUAUUGAUGUCAUACGAGAGGCUUUUGACAAGGAAUCUCUUGCUGAUGUCCCACUUACGUCUAAGAGCAACAAUGACCCAGAGGAGAGCAAGUGCAAUUCACCAAGCAAAGAGAUGAGCCAGAGCUACUGUUCGAGCACUCAGGAAGCCAUAUGGUGUUAUGAGGAGGCCAUUGACAUCCUUGAGAAUCUGCCAUUGUGCGAUGUUCUGAACAGUACCGUGUAUGCCCGUGCCAUCACCAGGCUUGGGGAUUCGCACUUCAUACAACAGGAGUACAAUGAAGCUCUGUUCUGCUACGAGAAAGCUCAGACACUCUUCCGUGUGACAAGCGGGAGGAGUGCCCUAAUACAGCAUGGUCACGUCCUCUGCAUGCUUGGCACUACCAGUUUCAUGUUACAUCUCUACCCAAAAGCUGCCAUGGUUUUCGAGUGUGCAUACCGUAUGCUGAAGCACGCAUUCAGGGGAGAGUACCCUUACAAAAUGGCCCUCCUUUUGUCUCUGCUGGGAUUAGCCACUUACAAGCUCCAGCAUUACCACAAGUGUAUUUCAUGGAGCUUCCGUGCCUAUGAAAUGUACAUUGAUCUGUUUAAAGACAGCCUAACAAAUCUGCCCAGACAGAAGCUCUGGAUAGCCUGCCAGACUCUGUACAUCCUGGGGAAUUCGUACAACGUCCUGAAUCUUCAUGAGAAGGCCAUCCACUACUUAACCCUUGGGAGAUCCAUCAUGACUGUGGCCAGUAACACGGACAGGCGACAGUACAUGCGGGUUCUACAAGUCCUGGGGGACUGCUACUUUGCGCAGUACGACUACAAGACAGCUCUCACGUUUUACAACGAGGCGCUGCAAGACUUUGAAGGAGAAGCCUUGCAGCUGAUUCGCGUUCAUCAGAACAUCGCGGAGCUGAACCAGUCUUCGGAUGACAAGGGUUUCCACAAUCAACUACUGAGCAGAUCAGCCGAUGCUCACCUCCACAUGCAGGAGUACAAGGAUGCAUUCGGGCUUCUUGCACAGGUCAGCAAUAUUCAGGACGUUUUAGAAGAUGACAUAAAGGGUGAUCUGGUGACGACACUCCAUCAACUAGGCAACAUGCACUCUAUGUCUGGGGAUGCAGACCAGGCCAUCCAGUCAUUCAAGGACUGUGUGGAAAUAUACCAGGAGGUGCACGGGGAUCUUGGGCCCGAGAUGAGCAUCAUUCUGGGCAACCUGGCCACAAUGUGCUACGUGAAGGCAUGCACCAGCGAAGGCGCCGAAGAGGAGUUGGAGAUGACCAUAGCUGCAGAGCAGAACUUCCAGGAUGCCAUUGCCCUGGAGAAUAAUCUCAACGUUCUGGUGAAGUAUUCCAGCUUUCUGUUCAGCCAGGGAAACUAUGACGAUGCUGUCAUGUAUCUCCAAGACGCCUUAAAGCAAGCCCAUGAAGAGCAGUUGAUUGGUUACAGUGGGCUAGAGAAGGUCACUCUGCCAGAAGUUCUCCAGGAUGAGGUGGAUUAUCAGUCCGAGGUCAGCUUCCCAGCUACACCUCUCAUCCACUACCUCCUGAUGGUAUCACACAAGGCACUGGGUGAAAUGAAAGUGGCAGAGGACCAUCUCCUCCUCCUGAUGAAGGAGGUCAUGAAGGGAGACAACCCUGUCAUGCACUCUCUGGUAGGCUAUGCUCUCAUGGACAUGGGGAUGUUCAAGGAUGCGGCAGAGUUCUUUGCUAUUGCGUUUCACAUGAAAGAGGAUUAUCAUUUGGCCACAGACAAUUAUUGUACAUGUUUAGGGAUCAUGGUACUACACACUCUACAGAAAUCUGUGGAAAACAUCUACUUCAGCAGAAACAAAGAGCAGUAGAAGCAACAUAGUACAUGCAGCAGAGUCAGCAAGCCACCUCUUCACACAACUCCUGAAGCAAAACAAGUGCUCUAUGAUGUUACAUGUUUCUGAACUAUCUGUCUUUCUUGGGUCUACUUUUCUGUGUAUUACUGGCGUACCAAACUUGUUUUAAUAGACACUACACAUGCAUACAUUCAAUCAGAUGAAAGCAUUAUAUCAGGUGGGCAUAAAAGAAUGGGCCGUACUUUGACACUCAAUAUUUCUGUUACCCUCUUACGUCAGCUUCUAAAAAUUUACACACUUACAAGCCAUUAUGUCCUAAGUAUACAGACCAAAGCUCAAUUUCAUCCUUUAAGAUUUCUGUUCAUGGGACCAAAAUCGAGUCAAAAACGCAUGUUCCAGACAUUUAAAAAUGAUGUUCUAUCUUGUUUUACUUGAAAAGGUGAUCAAUUGGUCCUCCAUCUUGGCGCGUAAAUGUUUCUUCCGAGAAAUGAUCGAGUCCCGAAUUUCCUUUAAUUUUUUUCCAGCAGUCCUUGAUGCAUGCUUUUAGUUCAUCCUCAGUGAAUUUUUCCAUGCAACCCUCAUAGGUCCCUGACAGGUGAUGCAAUGUGGGUCACCAAAACGUGCAAUUUUGAGGGUAUGUUUUCAUUUUAACCCUGUGUACAGACUACUCAAGCUAUGACCUUGAAAAUUGAUCAGUAUAUUAACAAAAUCCUGUCAUUUGAAUGUCUGAAUUUUGAAAGGGUUUGAACUAAGGAUAAUGGGGCAAUGCAGCAUCAAAGUACGGCCCAUUUUUUAUGCCCACCCGAUAUAUACUACAUGCAGUAAAUGACCUAAAAUUUUGCCCCCAAAAAUUGGAUUGUUAGAGACAAAUAAAUGUCAUAAAAUAUUACAUUUAGUAAUGACAUUUUCCCAGUCAUAUCAUCCUACAUUCCAAACAAAGUUCAGACCACUUUUCUAAGACCAAUACAAAUCUCAGAAUCUGGCAAAAUAUGCAUCUUGGUAAUAGGAGAAAUUUUAGGCCGCCACCUUUGUAUAGUAAUUUAAAUCUUAAUCCUUUUCGAAUGAUGUUGUCAAAAUAGAUCUUUAUAACGAUAGGUCUUUAUAAUGAUCUAUAGCAUGUGAAACUUGUCCUGUCUUUUCUCUCUAUCUCUUCCUCUUUACCUUAUGAAUAUUCAUAUACAUAUAUCUAAGCAGCAUUAGCAGUUGUGAUCAACACUGUAGCCAGCAGCCCUAGAUUUGCUUGCAAGCUAAAUCGCUAGUGUAUCUUGUCUGCUGUUUAAUUAAGUUGAAUGUAUUUUUAUACAACACACAGAGGAAGGUUAUUUCACAAACUGUUUACGUUGUAGAACUGCUAACAUUUUCAAAUAUGCAGUUCUUCUGUGAUACAUAUAAAUACUUCACAUGCAUUUGGUGCUACUG
Molecule: messenger RNA, 4957 nt
Organism: Liolophura sinensis
Lineage: Eukaryota; Metazoa; Mollusca; Polyplacophora; Chitonida; Chitonidae
Exons: 3
Coding region: 29-3553 (1174 amino acids)
Molecular function (GO): protein binding
Source: RefSeq, a predicted model, not a curated record